GUGAAAGUUACGAACUUUGAAGAGAUAUCUUCUAAAGAAACAAUGAGCGUUGGGGGUAGUGAGGAAGUGAGGGCAUUGGAAUAUGGAGACGUGGGUAUGACCAGUGAGUCAUCUGAUUCGGAGAGGACGGAGGAGGGGGUAGGGAGAAGUGAGAUAGUUGGGGUAGAGGGAGAUAGGGUACUCAUUAUUGUAGUAGAAGUGGAGGGUAGGAAUGAGAGGUGUUAUGAUGUAGAUGCAGACAUUGUGUCUGAGGGGGAUGCCGAAGUAGAAUUAUUGUCAUCUUGGAAGGCUAAGAAAGCCAACCAAAAUAAAUAUAGUUUAAAUGAGGAUGAGGAAGAAGAGGUGGGGAAGUUGGUGAGGGAGGGGGCUGAGAUGGAUAAAUUUUUGAAUGCUACUGGGGGGGUGGCUAUUCCAAAGAAGCCGAGGAGGAAGUCAAAGACUUCCACCAAGGAAGCAAAUGAGGUGGAGGCUGGGAAGGAGUUAGUGCCUAGCACCUCAUCUGGAGUUAAGGAGGUGAGGCUCGAGGUGGAGCUGAAGAGGAAGGGCAGUGAAGAGCUCGUCUUUGAAGAGAAAAAAAGAAAAAUCUCUAAAAGCAAGCGUAAGGCUCAAGAGAAAGAGACAAAAGCAAUGAAGGAAGCAGUGGUGGAACUGAAGAAGAAUGUUCAACUGCUGGUACACAAUGGGAUGAAAGAGCAUAAGUUGAAAGCGGAAUUUCUUGAAGUGGAUAUUACGAAGAUCACCUUCGGCGAACAAGAGGAAGGAGUGGAGGAAAAUGAAGGGCGCAUUAUUUUUCCUCCCAAUUUCGACUUUGAGUUCGUGGCAGUGAAGGAAGAAGAAGCAGAGGUAGAGGAAGCUAAAGUAGGAGCAGGAGUAGAAGGAGCUAAAGUGGAUGAGAGUCAGCCACCUCUGUAAGUGGAGGUCCAUCUACUUCCUUCUGAUGAUGAGCAGCCAUCUCUUCCAGCCGAGCAGCAGCCACCUUAGCCACCUCCUUCAGCAGAAGAAUGAAGAAUUUUUGUUUUUGAUAUUUUUGUUUUGAUAAUAUUGGAACAUUUUGAUAAUUUGAACAAUUUGUAAUCUUUAUUAUUUGAUUUUAAUAAUAAUUUUUGUUUUUGAAAUUAUGUGUAAUGCUUGCUUUGUAUUUUGUUUUAUGAAGUAAAUCACUUCGGAUAUG
This is a messenger RNA of Rubroshorea leprosula, 1171 nucleotides long. The record is from the annotation of a GenBank genome assembly. Lineage: Eukaryota; Viridiplantae; Streptophyta; Magnoliopsida; Malvales; Dipterocarpaceae.